CAGGCAAUCCAUUUACGCGGGGCCCUCCAUUUCUUGGCUCCGUACAAAUCCCAACCCCUUCCCUCCUUUCUUCUUCCUUAAGCAAAAUCACUCGUCUGUAGUCUCCCUCUCUUUUCUGCAAGCAGCAAAAUUCACAGCCAUGCAAGAAGCUGAGCUCCACGAUUUGUCUGACGACGCAGAUUACGCUGCUUCUAUCCAGCAAGGAUCAGCGAGUUUCAUGAUGAGUAGCGAUAGCAGCAAGCAAAGCUCGUCCAGCGAACCAGAAGAUGCCGAAGUUGUGUAUGCUAAGGAUAACGUGACGAUUCAUCCGUCUCAGUUCGCUUCUGAGAGAAUUAGUGGAAGAUUGAAGCUUAUUAAGCAAGGCGCCUCUCUAUUUAUGACAUGGAUUCCAUACAAAGGUCAAGUCUCGAAUGCAAGAUUGUCUGAGAAAGAUAGGAGUCUUUACACCAUAAGAGCGGUGCCUCUUACUGACGUGCGUUCCAUUCGUCGACACACUCCAACUCUUGGGUGGCAGUACGUAAUUGUUGUUUUGUCAUCAGGACUUGCAUUUCCUCCUCUUUACUUCUACAAUGGAGGAGUUAAAGAGUUCCUUGCUACAAUAAAGCAGCAUGUUUUUAUUGUGAGGUCAUUGGAAGAUGCAAAUGUGUUUCUUGUCAAUGAUUUCCAAAAUCCUCUACAGAGAACUUUGUCCUCUUUGGAGCUUCCUAGGAUCAUUCCUACUGCAAGUGGGGCAUCUGCAUUUUCUUCAGCUGGUGAUUCUUCAUCUUAUGAAAACCAUGAGAGGGAUGAUGGGGAUUCCCACAAUGAAACUUAUGACACUUCACAUAAUGUUAGGAGGCAGAAGAGUAAUGAUCCUGCUCGAGAUCUCUCAAUCCAAGUGUUGGAAAAAUUCUCUCUUGUAACAAAAUUUGCUCGAGAAACGACUUCACAACUAUUCAGCGAAAACCAAAGCAAUGGAUUUGGUGAGUUUGGGAGGAAAAACUAUAGUCAUCCUUCCCUUGAUAUUCCUCAGACGACACCGAAGGACCCAGAGGAAGUUCCUUUUAGAAGUCCUGUACCCUCAGAUCCCAUAGAGUUUGACAAACUGACACUGGUGUGGGGAAAGCCACGGCAGCCACCCCUGGGUUCUGAAGAGUGGGCCACUUUCUUGGAUCCUGAAGGACGGGUUAUGGAUUCUAAAGCUUUAAGAAAGAGAAUUUUCUAUGGAGGAGUUGAGCACACAUUAAGGAGAGAGAUCUGGCCCCUUCUGUUGGGAUACCAUACAUACGAUUCAACAUAUGCUGAAAGGGAAUUCCUUCAGCACAGCAAAAAGUUCGAGUAUGAAACCACAAAAAGACAAUGGCAGAGUAUCUCUCCUGAACAGGCAAAGAGAUUUACAAAGUUUAGGGAAAGGAAAGGCCUUAUAGACAAAGAUGUGGUGAGGACUGAUAGAUCACUUCCCUUCUAUGAUGGGGAUGACAAUCCAAAUGUGAAUGUCUUACGUGAUAUUCUAUUGACAUACUCCUUCUAUAACUUCGAUCUUGGCUACUGUCAGGGUAUGAGUGAUUUAUUGUCUCCAAUUUUGUUUGUGAUGGAGGACGAAUCAGAAUCAUUUUGGUGCUUUGUGGCAUUGAUGGAACGUCUUGGACCCAACUUCAAUCGUGACCAAAGUGGCAUGCACUCUCAACUUUUUGCAUUAUCUAAGCUGGUGGAGUUGCUAGACAGUCCAUUGCACAAUUAUUUCAAGCAGAAUGAUUGCUUGAAUUACUUCUUCUGUUUCCGCUGGAUUCUAAUACAAUUUAAAAGGGAGUUCGAAUACGGGAAAACACUCUGUUUGUGGGAGGUUUUAUGGACACACUAUUUGUCUGAACACCUGCACCUGUAUGCAUGUGUUGCAAUCUUGAAGCGAUAUCGCAACAAGAUAAUGGGCGAGCAGAUGGAUUUUGACACGCUAUUGAAAUUCAUCAAUGAGCUGAGUGGCCAUAUUGACCUUGAUGCAGUCCUCAGGGAUGCGGAGGCUUUGUGUAUAUGUGCUGGUGAGAAUGGUGCUGCAGCUAUCCCUCCUGGAACUCCACCAUCAUUGCCUCUUGAGAAUCAGAAUGUUUUGUUAUAUUCUCAACAUGAUGAAGUAUUGUAAAUGAAAUGCCAUCUAUUGGCAAGAUUUACACAUUUAUUUUCUAAAUUUUCCAUGGAUACAUUCAAGCUUUGUAUAAUUAUUGAUCUUUCAGUACAAUAUUGGUAAUCAUAUUCGUUAAUUGGCACA
Messenger RNA from Manihot esculenta (cassava), 2242 nucleotides. Its product is annotated as TBC1 domain family member 15. Lineage: Eukaryota; Viridiplantae; Streptophyta; Magnoliopsida; Malpighiales; Euphorbiaceae. Gene Ontology annotation, biological process: activation of GTPase activity. The transcript has 15 exons. Gene Ontology annotation, molecular function: GTPase activator activity. The record is from RefSeq and is a predicted model, not a curated record. The coding region runs from base 140 to 2116 and encodes 658 amino acids.